This is a messenger RNA of Epinephelus moara (kelp grouper), 3573 nucleotides long. RefSeq names its product regulator of G-protein signaling 9-like. The record is from RefSeq and is a predicted model, not a curated record. Bases 90 to 2063 code for a protein of 657 amino acids. NCBI's taxonomy places the organism in Eukaryota, Metazoa, Chordata, Actinopteri, Perciformes, Serranidae. Gene Ontology annotation, biological process: regulation of G protein-coupled receptor signaling pathway; G protein-coupled receptor signaling pathway; intracellular signal transduction. The transcript has 20 exons.
CCCCUCCAGCAUCCCCACACGACACAGGGCUCACAGGCGACAACAGCAUUGUGUAUGUUUGUGUGUGAGUGGGGGGAUCACCAGACACCAUGACCAUCAGGAACACCCUGCGGGAUCAUGGGCAGAGGUACCGACCUCGGAUGGCUUGUCUCAAGAAGGCGGAGAAGGUGCUGCUGGAGAUGCAGGACCCCAAAACAGGAGUGAAGUCACAGCCUCAGAGACUGGUUAUCACAACAAUACCACACGCUAUCACAGGUGAAGACAUCAUCGCGUGGUUAGUGGACAGAUUUAAAAUAGACACACAAGAGGCGAGGAGUCUGGGCUCUAUGCUGGUGGCGUUAGGAUACGUCUACCCUCUACAAGACCACAAACGCUUACUGCUCAAACCAGAUGCGUCUCUCUACCGCUUCCAGACACCGUACUUCUGGCCCACACAGCAGUGGCCUGUUGAGGAUACAGAUUACGCAAUCUACCUGGCGAAAAGAAACAUCCGUAAGAAAGGAGUCCUGGAGCUGCACGAGCAGGAGCAGUAUAACCGUCUUCACAAGUGGAUGAAUCAUAAAUGGGACUUCAUAGUGAUGCAAGCUAAAGAGCAGUACAGGGCUGCGAAGGAGAGGAAGAAACCGGACCGUGUGGUGUUUGACUGCCAGGAGAGAGCGUACUGGGUGGUUCACAGACCUCCGCCAGGGACAGUGAGUGCUAUGGACUACGGACUGGAUCGACUAACAGAUCCCAACGCAGACGAGGCCAAAACACCCGACUUCUACGACAGAAUCAUGAUCUUCACGCAGCAGUCCAUCAUGAGGCCCCGAGUGAAGUCAUCUGUGUCCAUUGGCGCAUUGGUGAAGUACUGCUCCACCUAUCACAGUCACGACCCUUUCCUCUCAAAGUGUCUUCCCAGCAACCCCUGGCUCACUGAUGAUGUCACGUACUGGACCUUGAACAUGCCCAGUGUGGAAAUACCAACGAAGAUGCGUGUGGAGAGGUGGACGUUUAGUUUUUCAGAGCUGCUCUCUGACCCUCGAGGACGAGACGAUUUCAGACUCUUCCUGAAGAAAGAAUUCAGCGGUGAGAACCUGGCGUUCUGGGAGGGUUGUGAAGAUCUGAAGUGGGGCGAAGCUGCGACGAUGAGAGAGAAAGCAGAGCAUAUAUACAAGACAUUCCUGGCACGUGGUGCACCGCGGUGGAUCAACAUCGACGGAAAGACGAUGGAAAUCACAGUGAAAGGCCUGAAACACCCACACAGAUACGUCCUGGACGCUGCCCAAACUCACAUCUACAUGCUCAUGAAGAAGGACUCGUACGGCCGGUACCAGAAAUCUCCCGUGUUUAAGGAGACGAUGAAGAAGGCCAUCUGUCCUGAGGAGCACAAUUUCACUGAUGCCCAGUUGGAGCAGAAUGCAAAGAAGAGACGGCCCAGUCUCAGUCCCAUCAUCCUCCGGCAGAUGGAGCAGGAGCAGAAGGCCAAGAUGGCCGCCAACGUUGACAUCACACAGCUGUGCCGCUUCACCACCCCUGUCCCCCACCUCGCCGUCUAUUCUGGCAUCUCUGACUUCCCCACUGCCAACGCCUCGCCCUCUCUCCCCUUCCCGGUCCACACUCCGGCCUGCCCGUCCCCCAUCAGCGUGGCCUUGGACAGCACCUCAGUGUCUGAACGGCGAGUGGAGGCCAGUGACGGAGAAGGCGAGGGGAACCCUGCUGCUCGGGCCCCCGUUGGUGGGAAUGUGUCCAAAUCUCGCAUGGCUCUGUCACUGCGUCGUCUGCUGAGGCGCGGCUGCACACCUGCCACCAUGUUCGCCAGCUUGUCGCCCAAAUGCCACUCAGCUGCCGGGACAAGUAGUCGCAUUCAGCCCAUCAGCCCGGAUCAGCCCAGUCAGGCUCCACCAAGACGGAUUGGCAAUUUCUUCCAGAUUAAAGUGGAUAUCCCUCCAGAGUGCCGUAUCUACCCCAUAGAGUCUGAGGACGAGGAGGAGGAGAGCAGGGCUGCCUCUCGGGGAGGAGUGGGAGCCAAAGAGAUCAUCUGCCCCUGGGAGAGCCUCACUCCACACAACGGGACCGGCUAAUCGGCUGCCUUCACACAGCAACCUUCCAGGACAGCGCCCGGAGAUUUAAAGAAGGCCAGGUACUCUGCAGUGCUGUUCAUGCGUACAUACAAACAACUGUCAGAGACCGCUUCUUAGCAACCCGCAGUCGCGACCCUCUCGUUUUCCGCAGAGAACUCCAACACAGCCACGCUCAACCGGGGACUCGUCAGUAUCCCCGCACCCACUGGACACCUCUCACCCAGGGCAACUCCGUAAAAGCCGCGAGUUUGGUUCCAGACCCAGUGCUGCAUGUGGAGGUGAGCCCAGCUACAUCUAGUUGGUACCACUCCACCUCCCGCACCAGCUUCAGUUCCUUCCCCACCAGAGUGGUGACAUUCCAUGUCCCUGGAGCCAGUCUGCGCCGCCGGGGAUCAACACGCCUCGGCGCCCUGCCCUGUCUGCCGCCCAGCACACAAUGCACCAAACCCUUAUCCCUGUCCCUGUAGGUAGUGAGCCCACAGGGCGAUGGCUCCUUAUUUAUUUGGACUGAGCCCACUCGGGCUCCGUGGCCACCAGACGCUCACUGGUGAGGACUGGACGGAGGCGAUCAUCAAAAAUGCUCACAUGUGCAGCACACACUUCAUAUCAGGUUAGGGAAAAAGUAUUUCCUGUUGGAGGGAUGAAUAACGUUAUGUGUAUUAAGGGUUAUCAUGUCCACCUCAUCAGAAACUGGGGAGGAAUUAAGAGGAAUAUUGGAUUUCUCUGUAACUCUAACUUUUUAGCACAUUAACUAACAUUAGCUUCGAUAGCAAAACAAAAUGGAGAAAUCAGUUAAUCACGCAUUCACUCCACUUGGCACUCUGCUGCUCCGUCUCCACAGACAGAGUGCCGAAAGUGUGCUCUGCCAGUCCAAGAGUGCGGUGCUCUGGAUAAACGAACGGUACAUUCAGACAGCGCUCCGAAUCUACGGUCCAGUUUGUGCCAGAGUCACUCCGACACUCAGAAUGAGUAUUUCUGAAUCCACCACAUGUAUCAUCUUCCUCCGUUGUCUAAAACAAGACAACAGAACUUGCUAACUAGAGCUAGCUAAUGUCUGUGGAGACGUUUUGCCUCCAGCUAAGCCCCACCCAUUAAAAAACAUCAUACUGUUUACUAACAGUAAUAGGGUCUAUUUAUUUUAUCCGGUGUUCAUCCAUUCUACUUUAUCGACUCCCCGGGGAUCAACCACAUCACUACAAUGUACACUGACAACGCGUGUUGCCCAGAGUGGUGACAUUGCAGCCUGUUUUGCGGCUGUUGCCAGCAGCGCUGUUGCUCAAUACUGAGUUGCUUUCAGAAAUUGUUUCUAUUCAUCAAUUUGACACAAAAACAUGGAACAAUAGGGUCCAGGUUGAGAUAUACUGGUUUCCUUUAAAGUUGUGUUUGUGUCUGGCUGUUUGGUGGUGUCAAAGCUUUCAUCACACAGCCAGAAAUAUAAAUCUGUUAGAAUAAAAACACCACGAGUAAUCUUCUGUACAUAGUUUUAUAGUGCAAACUCCUCCUCAGGUUG